GCUCCCUUCAAUCGCAGGAUUGGCAUCAGCAGGGGUCGUUGCGCUUGCAGCGCUGGCGAGGGCGGAUCUGCAGGUUAAAAGCCUCAAAUUCUCAAUCCAGACGCCAAACAGCGACAUCAUCACCGCAGACAUGCUGACCCCGAACGCCCCCGAGCUGCCCACUCUUGCAGUUUCUGCUGCUGAUACGUUUAAACUGAGUUUUACGGUCGAAGAUGAGAAGGGCAAUGCUGUCGUGCCUGUGCAGAGCAUGCUGCGUCUGUGGGACGAGGAGAGUGGAGAGGACACGUUACUACCUUUCAAAGUGUCCCUUGCAGGAAAAGGGCGGUUUGAGCUCAAUAUGCGCCGCCCGCCCCCUCAGCUCCCACCCACACCAACUAAAACACCACUCAACGUCUCCCUCGUUCUCGCCUCCCCCCCCCACGCCCCAGUCCAACUAAACCUCCUCCAUCUCCAGCUACCCCUCUCCGAACCUGCUGCAGAACAUCCAGAAGAACACCUGUAUCACCUCCAGCCAGAGAUAUACCACACUUUCCGACCGGAGGAGAAGGUACCUCCUAGGAUUAUCAGCUUGCUCGGCGCAGGAGCGGUGGGUGCGCCUUGGGCUUUGCUUCUUAUCCUUCUGGCAAGCCUACGCCCCUCAUUCUCCUUCGCCACCUCCCCCAGGCUUCUGCUCUUCCUCACCACCCUUACGGCAUUCGACGGUCUCCUCAUCACCUACUGGAUACAGCUCACCCUGGGCCAGGUGCUGCUCUACGGUUCCAUUCUAGGCGGGAUCACAGUCAUCACAGGGGUCAGCGCGCUCAACGCAAGGAAGUUCGCUCUCUGAGAUGCACGCCGAUAUAGUAGCUGGAGACGGAUGGAUACGAUGGGCACCAGUACUGUCAGCUGCACUGGCAGGCUGCCGUAGAAGAUGCCGUUCAGGCCGAUCUGGCUGACGAUUCCUCAUUGUAUCCCUGAUGAAUUAGCCCGGACGACUUUAGUGGAUACGGCCGGUCGGAUCAGACGUCCAUAUUUGGCAUGCCUUCCAGCAAUGCAGUUUCCGCGAGAAUAC
This is a messenger RNA of Dacryopinax primogenitus, 1051 nucleotides long. RefSeq lists its product as uncharacterized. The transcript has 4 exons. Gene Ontology annotation, cellular component: membrane; oligosaccharyltransferase complex. Bases 131 to 826 code for a protein of 231 amino acids. Gene Ontology annotation, biological process: protein N-linked glycosylation. Lineage: Eukaryota; Fungi; Basidiomycota; Dacrymycetes; Dacrymycetales; Dacrymycetaceae. The record is from RefSeq and is a predicted model, not a curated record.